AUGGAGCACUACGAGCGGCUCGGCAAGAUCGCCGAGGGCGCGUCGGGGACCGUGUACAGGGCCCGCGACCGCCGCACCGGCGAGACCGUCGCCAUCAAGCGCCUCCGCGCGGGGGGCGGCAACGGCGACGGGGACGCCUUCGCCGAGACGUUCCUCCGCGAGGCGCGCUGCCUCGAGGCCUGCCGCGGCCACCCGUGCCUCGUCGAGCUCCGCGCCGCGCACCGCGACGGCGACGGCGGCGGCGCGUUCCUCGUCAUGGAGUACGCCGGGCGGAGCCUGUCGGAGGUCGUGCGGGAGCGGGAGGGCCGCGGCGCCGGGCGCCGGACGUUCCCCGAGGCCGAGGCGCGCCGCGUGAUGCGGCGGCUCCUGGAGGGCGCGGCGGCGAUGCACGCCCGCGGCGUGCUCCACCGGGACCUCAAGCCCGACAACGUCCUCCUCGACGGCCGCGGGAGAGCGUCAAGAUCUGCGACUUCGGCCUGUCCCGCGCCGCCGCCGACGCCGGCGGCGCGCCGCUCACGCCGGGCGUGGCCACGCUGUGGUACCGCGCGCCGGAGCUGA
Messenger RNA from Setaria italica (foxtail millet), 558 nucleotides. Its product is annotated as putative cyclin-dependent kinase F-2. The record is from RefSeq and is a predicted model, not a curated record. NCBI's taxonomy places the organism in Eukaryota, Viridiplantae, Streptophyta, Magnoliopsida, Poales, Poaceae. Gene Ontology annotation, molecular function: cyclin-dependent protein serine/threonine kinase activity; ATP binding. Gene Ontology annotation, biological process: regulation of mitotic cell cycle; protein phosphorylation. The transcript has a single exon. The coding region runs from base 1 to 558 and encodes 185 amino acids. Gene Ontology annotation, cellular component: nucleus.